UGGUUUGUUUUAUUAGUCAGUCGAUAUCACGCUGCGUCCAACACUAAAUGUUGCGUAGACUGAAAUGUCGAAAGAAAGUAAGCGAAACGCGCGGACGCCAGUGUACAAUCCAUCGUCGGCGGUACCUGUCCUACAGCCACACAAUAAACCGAUAUUUCGUAACCACGCAGCGGGAAAUAAACAUGGGUUUCCUUCCCAUGAAUUAAAAUCGAUUUUAGUCGAUCGGAAUUUAUAUCGAUUAUGGAUUUGUUGAGUGCAGCCAGCAAUGGGGUGGCAGCGGCCCGGCACAUAAGCUCUCCCCUACCAGACGUAAACAAUGCCGACGCGAUUAAUACGACUCUGUUGUGCCAUAGCUACAGCCUCCAACCAGAUUUCGCCUCCUAUUUUUCAGUUCUAAAAGGCAACGCAUGGGCGAUAUGGUCGUGCGGUCUGCUGGUCCUUCUGGUGCUAUGUGUCCUGUACAUUGUGACACUGAGGUCUGCGCUGCGCUACUGGAAGGAGUCAUGCAGCAGUGUCGCCGUAGUGCUUGCUGUUUAUCCUGUGGUAGCAGCAGCGGCUCUAGUCGCAACAGUUCUGCCGCGGGCUCGGAUCCUGUCUGAGGCGGUAGCACAAGAAGCUGUCAUGAUUGCCAUGUACCAUUUCUAUUUCCUAAUCAUCGCUGAAUGCGGUGGCACUAAUCAACUUAUCAGAAGAUCCGAAGGAUUUCACAUGGAGACGCGAGUUUUGCCAUGUUGCUGCUGGCCAUGUUGCAUUCUGCCGAGACCUCGGGUUCAGAAUAAAAGUUUAGCUUGGUUGCGAUAUCUGGUGCUGCAGAUGCCUGUUAUCCAAGGGUUCCUGUAUCUCAUAGUUCUCGUGUUGUGGGCUGAAGAUAUGAUGCUGUAUUUGACCAGUUUCAUAUACAUCCAGCCAUUCAUUAUUACGUCGAUCCUAUCAGGGAUUUGGGGGGUCAUCAUGUGUGUGCGCGUAGCUGAAGCCACAGGUGCCAAGCCUAGACCUAGGUUUUUCGCACUGCAGUUGGUGCUAGUGAUUGUCAAACUGCAGUGUGGAUUUGCGAAGGUGCUGCCAGAUCUGGCCACCUUGCCUUGCAUUAUGGAGCUGCAUCCUUCAGUAUUUGUUAAUUUGAUACAUAACAUCGUCAUGAUUUUUGAGAUGCUCUUAUUAUCAAUUUUGGCGUGGAGGUUGUACAGAGUGGCUCCAGGAAAGGACGCGGAGAAGGUCCAGCAUGUAGUGGUCGCGGUGCUCGAAGACAGCCUCAACUCUUUAGAGAAAGUCAACGAUAUCGGGAAUCACAACAUGAUUUAUGGCAGUAAAAAUGAUAUGAAACGGGAUGAAUACUAGUGAUUCCACAUGAAUCGAAGAUGAAAUCUUUGAUUUGUUUGUAUAAGUCAAGAAGUCUAGUGCCUAAGUCACAGCGCCCACCUGCAGAGUGAAGUGAAGUCAAGUCGAUGCCCAUCGUCUUUUUUCGUAACAACUCAAACUAAGCUUUUUAAUAUAAUUAUACCAAUAUUCCAAUCGUCUUUAAAAGUAAUAGGUACUUAAGUAAAGUCGAAUUUAAGUUAGGUAUCAAAAAGACGGUGCGUAUCCAAUUGGCUCCACUUCUCUCCUUAGGUAUUCGGUAGACCUAAUUUUACGUUUGAACAAAAUUAAAAAGAAGAGGCUCUUUUUGUAAAUAGAACACUAGAUAAUAUAAUAUGAAUAAGUUGUGAUCUGCAUUGAUGUCUUUGAUCGGAUAGAAGUACAGCGAUGAAGUAGGUA
This is a messenger RNA of Maniola jurtina (meadow brown), 1755 nucleotides long. RefSeq names its product organic solute transporter alpha-like protein. The coding region runs from base 241 to 1338 and encodes 365 amino acids. The record is from RefSeq and is a predicted model, not a curated record. The transcript is spliced from 7 exons. Gene Ontology annotation, biological process: transport. Lineage: Eukaryota; Metazoa; Arthropoda; Insecta; Lepidoptera; Nymphalidae. Gene Ontology annotation, molecular function: transporter activity.